AUGAAAGCAUUAGCAAGACAGUUUAUGUGGUGGUCAAAAAUGGAUAAAGAGAUCGAGGAUUUUCCAAAGAGCUGCAUUAAUUGUUGUUCAAGCCGAUCAGAUCCUCCAAGUGCUCCCCUGCAUCCUUGGCAAUUCCCGGAAAAACCAUGGCAAAGGCUUCACAUUGAUCUAGCUGGUCCAUUACAGAACAAUAUGUUUUUUAUAAUCAUGGAUGCACACACAAAAUGGCCUGAGGUGUAUAAUAUGCGCAUGGAUACAACAAGUAAAAACGUAAUUGAAAAACUAAAAGAUUGUUUUGUGAGAUUUGGUAUUCUAGAACAAAUAAUCUCAGAUAAUGGCAGACAAUUCGUAUCAUCUGAAUUCCAGAAAUUUUGUAAAAACAACGGAAUUCGACACACAACGAGUUCAGUAUAUCAUCCACGCACUAAUGGAGAAGCCGAACGCUUUGUGCAGACUUUCAAGAAAGCAAUAUUUAAAAGUAAUUCAGAAGGUAAUAUGACGAAUCAAAUUCAACGUUUUCUGUUUAAUUAUCAAUGCACGCCACACUGA
Molecule: messenger RNA, 549 nt
Organism: Wasmannia auropunctata (little fire ant)
Lineage: Eukaryota; Metazoa; Arthropoda; Insecta; Hymenoptera; Formicidae
Exons: 1
Coding region: 1-549 (182 amino acids)
Biological process (GO): DNA integration
Molecular function (GO): nucleic acid binding
Source: RefSeq, a predicted model, not a curated record